AUGCCUCGCAUCAAUAAGAAAGUCAAAAAUGCCCCUCCGCCACGUGCUCGCGGGCCAGGCAAACCAUCUGGCUCAUCUUCCAACCCUGCCAAGGGACAGCAGCAUGGCAAUGGGCAAAAGCAGGGCAGUGGCAAUGGAAAUGCACCUAAGAAAAUUUCUUUGCAAGCAAAUCAAAGACCUAUCGUACCGUUUUUGAGGAAGGAUCGAAUUCUCUUGGUUGGUGAAGGUGACUUCUCAUUCGCCCGCUCAUUGGUAAAACAAUACAAGUGCCGCAAAGUAUGCGCCACAUGCUACGACUCCAAGGAGACACUGUACAACAAGUACCCGCAAGCUCCUCAGAACGUCUCAGAUAUCAUUGGCGCACCAGCAAAGCCAGAUCCAACAAGCGACGACACCGAAAAGCAGGACGAAGAGAGCAAGUCUGAAGACCAGGACUCAAGCAAUGACGCUGAAAAACAGCCAGAAGAGAGCAAAUCCGAAGAUCAGGAGUCAACCAACCCCAACCCCAACCAGCAAUCCCCCAAAGUCGUCUUCUCCGUGGACGCACGCAAACUCGGCACUCCAGCUGGCGGCGGCAAGGAAAUCCGCACAGGAUUCACACGCCGCGAGCGCAAGAGACCAGCCUGGUACCAGCAGGACGAGCCAGUAGGACCACCGUACCAGCCUGGCGGGCCGUGGGAUGUAAUCUGCUUCAAUUUCCCGCACGUUGGCGGGCUGUCUACGGACGUGAACCGACAGGUUCGUUCGAAUCAGGAGCUGCUGGUUGCAUUCUUCAAGGCGUGUAUUCCGCUUGUUUCUAAGCCGCCGCCGCUUAUGGAUGCUGAUGAUGAUGAGUGGGUGUAUGCGGAUGGGGAGGAGAGUGAAGAGGAGGAUGAUGAUGAUGAGGAGGAGGAAGUAGCUGAAGGCGAAGAGCUAGGGAAGGAUGAUGAUACCACUGGGAAGGGAUUCCGGACUGGGCCUGGUCAGAUUCUUGUGACUCUGUUCGAGGGGGAGCCGUAUACGCUUUGGAAUAUCAAGGAUUUGGCGAGACAUGCGGGACUGGUUGUUGUGACUAGUUUCCGGUUUCCUUGGACUUCUUAUGAGGGGUAUUCGCAUGCGAGAACGGCGGGACAUAUUGAAGGGAAGGAUGGGGAGCGUGGAGGAUGGAGGGGAGAGGAUCGGGAGGCUCGGAUGUAUGUCUUUGAAGUGAAGCAGAAGGAGCAGGCCAAGAAGGGAGGGAAGAAGAGGGCCAGAGAUGAUGAUUCUAGUGAUGAUAGCGAGUAG
Molecule: messenger RNA, 1263 nt
Organism: Penicillium concentricum
Lineage: Eukaryota; Fungi; Ascomycota; Eurotiomycetes; Eurotiales; Aspergillaceae
Product: 25S rRNA (uracil2634-N3)-methyltransferase
Exons: 2
Coding region: 1-1263 (420 amino acids)
Biological process (GO): rRNA base methylation
Cellular component (GO): cytoplasm
Molecular function (GO): rRNA (uridine-N3-)-methyltransferase activity
Source: RefSeq, a predicted model, not a curated record